GUGGUGCUUGGCACCCUAUCAUCAAGCCUUGAUAACACCCUUUUCCCCUCCCGCAACAGAAUCCGCUUAAUGGGAAAAAGGGGGAAGACAGAGAACUGGAAUUCAAGAAAGUCAAAAUCAAAAUCACGAUGCACAUCCACGCUUUAUACGUCCACCCGGUAAAGUCACUUCGUCCGAUUUCUGUGCAAUCGGCGAAGGUCACCGCCAUCGGACCGGAACAUGACCGGGUAUUCCUGCUACAGAAGCAGGAUGGGGACAUCUACAAGUUCAUGCACAUUGCGCAUUUCCCCCAGCUAUCCCUAUUUCAUACUUCCUUCGGCGGCCCGGGCGAAAAUGUACUGAUAGUCAGGCACUCCCCGCCCAAUGGAGAGAGCAAGGAACUGCGUAUUCCCCUCCGACCGGAUACGUCUGGACUUGUGACGAGGGAGAUAGUAAUGCAUAGCUCAGCGUGCAUGGGGUACGAUAUGGGGGAUGGGUUUUCGGAGUUUUUUUCGGCAUGUCUUGGCUUUCGCACGAGGCUGGUAUAUCUAGGUUCAUCACACAGGCUGGCCGUAGGAAGCAUUGCACCUCUGGAGCAGCCAGGCACAACAACUGAUUCCACAACGGGUGCCCAGACAACGCAAAGGAAGAAGGUCGAAAUAUCGUUCGCUGAUUGCGCGCCAAUAAUGAUCACCAAUAUGGCCUCUCUUAAAUGUGUGAACGAUAUGAUUGGGGAGGAAAUGGAUGUUACUAAAUUUCGCCCAAACAUGGUGGUCGCGGGUGAUGAUGGGGAGGAAGUGACUCGGUGGGAGGAAGAUUUUUGGGGAGAACUCCUCGUCGGUGGUGACAAGAGGAUUAGCUUGACUGGGAAUUGUCCGAGAUCUACUGGCAUUAACGUCGAUUAUGCUACCGGCGGGGUAGUCCCUGCGGACAAACAACCUUUGGAAAAGCUGAUGAAAGAUAGAAGAGUGGAUCCGGGAACGAAGUCCAACCCGGUGUUCGGACGGUACGGGAUAUUCCCAGAUAUUCCUGCCUCCGGCGUCUCCUUAAAUGUGGGAGAUAAAGUUGUGGUAUCGAAAAGAAAUUCGGAGAGAUCAGAACUAUGCAUGUCCAACCACGCCAAUUGUUGGAUAGUUUCCCCGUGCUGACAGGAGACAGAUUGGCCCGGGAUCACGACAAAGGAGGAAUAAUGUGGUCCGUAGCGCUAGUACGGUCAGGUAUUGAUUGGUGGUUUGCUGUUUGAAGCUGGAUAAUGUUAUUGUAAUUUUGGGGGGCGUCGCAGUGGCUGCGAGCGAUGGGUACCGCGAAACGCGGAGUUGAUAAAAGCAACACCUGAGAAUGGCUGAUAGUUGAAUGUUUUGUGAGAAACCUGAUAUGAUGACCACAUACU
Molecule: messenger RNA, 1369 nt
Organism: Tuber melanosporum (Perigord truffle)
Lineage: Eukaryota; Fungi; Ascomycota; Pezizomycetes; Pezizales; Tuberaceae
Exons: 3
Coding region: 129-1127 (332 amino acids)
Molecular function (GO): catalytic activity; pyridoxal phosphate binding; molybdenum ion binding
Source: RefSeq, a predicted model, not a curated record